Molecule: messenger RNA, 1437 nt
Organism: Nannospalax galili (Upper Galilee mountains blind mole rat)
Lineage: Eukaryota; Metazoa; Chordata; Mammalia; Rodentia; Spalacidae
Gene: Mrps30
Product: mitochondrial ribosomal protein S30
Exons: 5
Coding region: 38-1354 (438 amino acids)
Biological process (GO): translation
Cellular component (GO): ribosome; mitochondrial large ribosomal subunit; mitochondrion
Molecular function (GO): structural constituent of ribosome
Source: RefSeq, a predicted model, not a curated record
UGCACGUUGACCUCCGGUUCCGGAUCCGCUGGCAAAGAUGGCGGCCGCCAGGUACUGGAGGUUUGUUCCCCGUGGCCGGGGACUGUCCCUGCACACCGCUGCUGAAGCGUCCGACCUGGCCACGGACACGAGCGGCCCAGAUGUAGCGGCGACGUCUCGCGUGCGGUACCCGCCCAUCUUGGCUUCCCUGACCGCCGACAGCGAGGCGGCGCGGCAGCGGAGGGUGCAGCGGUGGCAGGCGGCGGUGCACGCGGCCCAGUCGGUGGACGAGAAGCUGCGAAUUCUCACGAAGAUGCAGUUCAUGAAGUACGUGGUGUAUCCGCAGACCUUCGCCCUGAACGCCGACCGCUGGUACCAGGGCUUCACCAAGACCGCGUUCCUGUCGGGCCUGCCGCCCGCGCCCCCGCCGCCCCCGCUGGACCUCGCGGCCUUGCGCGCCGCCGCCUGCGACUGCAUCCUGCAGGAGCACUUCUACCUGCGCCGCCGCCGCCGGCCGCCCCUCUUCCAGGAGCGCCAGACCCUCGCCGCGCCGUUCCUGGACCAGUUGGUGGCCACCCUCGUGAGUCUGCUCAUCCCCCUGAACCCAGUCCUGGCCACCGCCUCCCUGGAUUAUAAGCGCCCUGUUCACUUUUACUGGUUGCGUGGUGAAGAAAGUAUUCCUGCUGGUCAUCGAAAAGGCCGAAUUGAUGCUUUACGAUACCAAAUAAAUGAUAAACCGCACAACCAGAUUCGGAUAUCUGAACAACUCCCAGAGUUUGUGCCAUUGGACUAUUCUGUUCCUGUAGAAAUUCCUGUUAUGAAAUGUAAACCAGACAAGCUUCCAUUAUUCAAGCGACAAUAUGAAAACACCAUAUUUAUUGGCUCAAAAACAGCAGAUCCAUGCUGCUAUGGUCACACCCAGUUUCAUCUGUUACCUGACAGUUUAAAUAGGAAAAGACUUUUGAAACAAAACCGAGCUGAACAGGUAGAAGUUGUUUUUAGAGCCAACGCUAUUGCAAGCCUUUUUGCUUGGACUGGAGCGCAAGCUAUGUAUCAAGGAUUCUGGAGUGAAGCAGAUGUUACCCGACCUUUUGUCUCCCAGGGUGUGAUCACAGAUGGAAAAUAUUUCUCUUUUUUCUGCUACCAGUUAAAUACUUUGGCACUGACUGUACAAGCUGAUCAAAAUAACCCCCGUAAAAAUAUAUGUUGGGGGAUACAUAGUAAGCCUCUUUAUGAGACAGUGGAGGAUAAUGAUGUGAAAGGCUUUAAUGACGAUGUUCUCCUGCAGAUGGUUCACUUUCUUCUGAAUAAACCAAAAGAAGACAAGUCACAGCUGCUGGAAAGCCAGGAGAAAACAUGUGACUCAGGACUUUGAGGGUAUUUACAUUUCAGUGGAGGAACAAUAAAAAGAAUUUUAAAGAUUCUGUAACUGUCAGUUAUUAAACACACUUAUUUUUG